Messenger RNA from Cuscuta campestris, 1667 nucleotides. The record is from the annotation of a GenBank genome assembly. NCBI's taxonomy places the organism in Eukaryota, Viridiplantae, Streptophyta, Magnoliopsida, Solanales, Convolvulaceae.
CGAAAAACAUUCAGCUUUUCGUCGUACAAAAAUUUAGAAUAUUUAAAGGGAGUGAUUGAGAGAGCUUUUUUCUGUCUCUUCCAUUCACUUUCUUUCUCUUCUCUCUUCUCCCUCCUCUCAAAAACACACACAGUAAAAAAACAGAGCACGCAGUAAAAAAAAAGAAAAAAGAACUCCAAUAAUAUAAUGCGCCUUGUGGAGUUGCAGCUGCACAUAUAAUAGAUGACAGAUUUACUGAGUCUGUGUGUGAAACAUAUCGUCAUCCGGCCAAAGAAGAAGAAGAAGAAGAUGGUGGCGGCGGCGGAGGUGGAGGAGGAGAGCAACCGGCGGCGGGGGCUUCAGGGGUGGAGCAAGGACACCUCCGCCCACUGGCUGCUGAGCAAUAUCGAGGAGGAGGAGGAGGUCGGGGAUGACGACGAGGAGAAGGGGCGGCGUUUGGAUGGCGGCGGCGGUUGUGCGGUUCCUCAGCCGCCGACUCCGAAAGAGCCGAUGGAUUUCUUGUCCAGAUCUUGGAGCCUAUCCGCUUCCGAGAUCUCGAAAGCUCUAGCUCUCAAGCACAAGCUUGGGGCUUUUGACCAGAAACCCCUUGUCAUUCUUGAGACUGAGGCAAUCAAGAUCACGAACCAGAGGAGCGGGAAGAGAGCCGCUAUAGGGCGGUGGUUCAAUUCCAGAGAAUGCGGCGCGGUGAAGAAGAAGGACAAAGCCCGCCUCGAGAACGCCCAGAAGCAUGCUCUGCUUUCGGUUGCCGGGCUAGCGGCGGCCGUGGCCGCUGCCGCCGCCACAGAUGCCAAUCCCGACGGCCCAGGCUCGAAGAUGCACGCCGCCCUGGCGUCGGCCACCGAGCUCCUCGCCUCCCACUGCGUAGAGGUCGCUGAAUCUGCCGGGACGGAUCGGGACAGCGUGGCCUCUGUGGUUAGAUCCGCCGUAGACAUUCGCGGCGCCAGUGACCUCACCACUCUCACGGCCGCAGCCGCCACCGCAUUGAGAGGGGUGGCGACAUUGAAGGCGAGAAUGCCGAGAGAAGCAAAGAGGAACGCAACCAUAAGUCCUUGCGACAAGGUGUUAAUGGAAGCGUACCCGCCUUCCGUUAACACAGAAAUGGGAGAGGAUGAUCCUCCCUUUGAAGGCGACUUGCUACAAGUCACCGGAAAAGGAGUGUUGAGGUGGAAACAUGUAUUUGUCUGUGUAGAUGGAGAAUCACAGGUGGUCAUUAAGAUGAAAAGCAAGCAUGUUGGUGGAGCUUUUUCCAAAAGGAAUAAAAGCAUCGUGUACGAAGUGUGCGACGAUGCAAACGAGUUGCCAAUCAAGAAGACGAAGGAGAACGGGGAAAUGUAUUUCGGGGUGCGGACCGCGCAGUCGCUUCUGGUGUUCAAAUGCAAGAACAAAAUCCACAAGCAGAAAUGGGUUGAUGGAAUUCAGAACUUGCUUGAUAGGGCCAUUUCCCUUGAGGAAUCUCAGCAUUCUUUAAGAAUGUUAAGCAUUCAUUAAUGGAAAUGUGCAGAAAACUGCAGUCUAAGUGUGUUGAAAAGUUUUUUUCAAUGAAUAUUAUGGUGAUUUGCUAGUAGAAUAUCUGUAAAUUACUGUCUGUAAAAUGGAUGAUCUCUAUGCCCCACAAUAAUCUUUUACAUUUCUUUUUUCUUCCGUUCUAAAAAACUGUUCCAUUUUUA